CCUCAACAACGAAUGAAAACAACGAGUCAACGACAAAAGCUCAACAUGUAGAAACAGCCUUACCAUAGGUAAUCGCCUCUGUCACAUUCAGCAUCCGCCACAGCAUUAUAAAGAAGUGCACUAGUACUUACUAGGUACUUUUGGCUAUCCAUUUUCCCUGUGAGCGGACGCGCUCAUGGAGGGCAAAUAUUCGAGAUGUUCAAUAUCGCCAAAGCAGCGCAACCACCCGAAACACAGUGCUAGCACCCUGGCUUCCGAGUCAGCGCAGCCCUGGACGGCCACAAGAUGUCACCGGCUUCUCCGGCCGCUCCUUGCUCAUAUCGCCGCUCUCAGAAAGGAGAAGGAGCGGCGCACAUUGCUUCAGAACGGCCUCGCAUCCGCCGCUUCCGCCCAGUCUGCGAAGCCCCGGAGGACGGUGCUGGGCAAGCGGAGCUACCCGGACUCCGAUUCCGACUACAACGAUAAAAGACCAUGCCGCAAAUACUCCAGCAAGGCGUCUCGAAGAAGACGGUCAACUAAUCAGUUGUGCACGCCUCCGCGGACUUUGCAGAAGCAACGGCGCCAACCGGGCAACAAGGCAGCCCAGGAUGUCGUGUUGCCCACCCCCUUGCUCCGCCGUGUCAGGAAUCACCAACCCUCUUCUCCGGCCCAGCCUCCAGAUGCACGAUUCCAGGAGGAACCGUCCCCGGCCAAUAGCCGGUGCAGCCAUGUGGGGAGUGGCUGCAAGACGAAAUGCGCCUUCGAGAUGGAACUGGCUGCACUGCGCCGAACUGUUGAUCCUGAGCGACACGGCCUCUACGAGCCGCUCUUCAAGGCUUUCGACGCCUUAUUAAGGGUCACCUCCGUCCGGCCAAGUCGAGCGGCCGGGCCAGCGUCGUUGCUAGCCAUGUGCCUCCGCAAGGUCCCGGCGUACAUCGCCGCUCUCGAGGACCAGGAAAGGAAGGCGUCCGAGGACAGCGGCACAAAGGCUGCAGUGCAGGACGCCGGGUUGUCCUUCGAAGUCUAUUCGGAGCUGGAGUCUCUGGGCACCGUUGAGGGCUGGAGACACCUUGGCCUGCUGCUGCAAGCCCAUGCUGUUCAAUACAUCCAAGAGGCUGUCUCGGAGGGCUUGAUCGAGGAGCCGGUGACGGACUUACUAAUACGGCUCUGCCUUGAAUAUAUGACGGCCACCGAAUGCAUGGGCCUGAUCAAGACUUACGUUGUCCGGCAGUAUCCGAAGCCUCAAUCUGCCGAAGACGACCUCUUCAAGACACCCGCGCUCCAACCACUCCGGAUACUCACAAGCUGCGACCCUUCCGGGCUCUCCCUGAGGCCCGGGAUAAUGACCGAGCUGCUUACCAACGGCCUUCUCCCGCCCGACUGGAUCCUAACUAAGAGUUUCACCGACCUGUGGCCGUCGACGGUUCGCAGGAUCACCGAAAUGAAGCCAUGUCAGGACACCGCGGACUUCGUUGUCGCCACACUCGAACUGCUUUGCGACCGUGCCUCGCCAAAGAGACCACGGGGCGUGCCGCAAACACGGCUCCGUGGGAAGCCGCAGAACACUCUAGUCAGUGCUAUUGCAGCUCUGGGAUCCGUGGUCAUCCUGAGCGAGGAAGGUUUGGGCGAAAGCACCGAAGCCUCAUCAACAGCGAGAACAGCCACCAUCAGGCGCAGGAUAGAGUACGUGGUAACCGCAUGCUCAGCAAAGCUCAAGCACAUAAAGAAAGGCGGCCGGAAACUCGGCAGGUACUUGCUCGCGCUCUGCUCCUUCCUCUCGCUCGACGGCGACGCGGCCUCGGCCUCGACUGUCGAGAUGUGCUGGAGGGGCGUCCGUAGCUGCCGAGGCAAGGCAGACUUGAUGCUCCAAUACGAUGCGACAAUGGCCCUCAUCAGCGCUGUUUCGCAUUGCUGUGGCCGUGGGACUGGUUUCGCCCCGCGCGUCUACCUGUCACGGUUCUGCGACAAGCUGAAGACGCUGGCUCUUCCGGCCGCCGCGCUCAGCAACAUGCGCGUCGACUGUGCCUUCCGGCUCGCAGAGCACACUGGCGACCUGCGAGAUCUUGACUUCGCCGAAAAUCUCCAAGCCAAGGCUGCCACCGCUUGCACUACUCCCGAGCAGACAUCACGAGGCGGCAAAAAGAAGGACAGCAACAGGGUCAAAAAAGCGCCAUCAUUCUCCGGACUGCGCUGGGACGACGGGAUCAGCGAGUGGGUCGCUGCCACUCCUGCGAUUGAUGUCCGCCCGCCAAGCCGCAUCCGGCGACGGUCGAGGUUAAGAUGCCCUAUGGAGAGCGCGCAGGGAGAAACCGACAUGGGCUCGGACACGCAGGGCGACAUUGCAUCGGAAACCGAGCCAGAAAGACCGGACCCCGACGCUCCAACCGCAGGUGGUGGCGAUGACGACGACGACAGCAUUGACUCGGCAUCUGAAACAGACGAAACAGGCAACGAGGCUGAUACGGGCACCCUCUCGCCCAAUACUGAGGCGUCGCCGGCCGCACGCUGCGAAUCAGUGUCGGAGACUUCGGCAUCGCGAAAGCGCCCACAUCCCGAUGGCUCGGACAAACCGCAGCCCGCUUCUUCGUCGUCGCCGCCUGUUCCUGCGGGCGGCUUCCUCGCCGCGCGCGCCCGUCGUCUAUCGCGGCCGAUAAGUCGCGCGGGAGACGAGCUGGCGUUUGAUGACCAGCACCAGGGCAGUGUGAGCUGUGCUUCUUCAGAGAAAGAGAAUUGGCUCUGCAAGAAAAAGCCCACGCGCUUCCGCCCCGCUAUGAAGCGGGUGGCUCGGGCGUCGCGGGUGUAUGUGCAACCCCUUGAGAGGCCGUGUCUCGGGGAUGAGUGGAGUGACGAUGAGCUGAGCUUCAUUUAGAGGGGCCAGGCUACGGACUACGUUUGCACUGGAAGCAUUGCCGUUUCUAUAUGUUUGUAUGAUGGCGUCUUGGUUACUUGUUGGAGUAGGAAUACCAAUGGGCUGGACUAAGGUAAUCUGUACUCAUUACUCUGUAUCUGAUCGGGUUUGGUUAGGAUCUUAGGUGUUAUGUGUAGAAUAAGGCACGGAUAGCGAGUACUGUCCCGCCUAGUAAUUCGUACCUAUUUGCCAA
This is a messenger RNA of Chaetomium strumarium, 3080 nucleotides long. RefSeq lists its product as uncharacterized. The transcript has a single exon. Bases 176 to 2848 code for a protein of 890 amino acids. NCBI's taxonomy places the organism in Eukaryota, Fungi, Ascomycota, Sordariomycetes, Sordariales, Chaetomiaceae. The record is from RefSeq and is a predicted model, not a curated record.